AUGCGUGACCUUAGAGCAAUGAAUGAACAAGCUUGGGGAGCGGCUGCAUUGUCAUAUUUGUAUACUUGUUUAUGCCGUGCUUCGUUGAGGAAAACGAAGGAUGUUUGGGCUUGGGAGCGCAUUAUACCGAUGCAGCCACCAUGCAGGGCUCUUCCGCCACACACGGCUCUUGCACGAAGGUGGACUCAUCGUAAAUCCCACGAAAAUGAGGCACGUGAUGUUUUACCCAUAUUUAUGCUUAUGUGGCAGCCUUAUUCAGAGGCCAUCAUCAACAGACUCCCUGAGUGGUGUCUGCGUGGCCGAGAUAUUUGGAUGGCGAAAGUUCCCCUUAUUUGUGGGAUCUAUCGAGAGUGGCACAUGGUAGACCGCGUUCUCAGACAGUUUGGUAGGAAGCAACAUAUUCCGGGUCCAUGUGCAGAGAUUGAUCCUUUUCAUUACAAACGUGACAAGCGGUAUGCUAUAAAAGUGGAGGAUCAAGAAUAUUUUACAGAAACAGACUUUUUGUGGGGAAAUCGUCGAGAUAGUUUAAUUCAGGCCGAGUAUGAAACUCAAGAUCCACAGUCACUAUCAGAGUAUUUUUGUUGGUAUCGACGUCACUCGCGCACUUUCAUAGGAAAUCCUGCGCAUAAAGUGGAUAGAGGAUACCAACACAUGGCAGGCAGGCAUGAGGCACUGGCUUUAGGACAUCAAGAAUCAUACAGGUUGGCUCAGCAGACUAUCCAAGAUCCAACCAAGUCUAAUGAAGUGAAGGAAAUAGCAGAGAUGUUUAGCCACAUUAAUACAGAGUCCAUGGCUGCUGCCUCUCUGGGGACGAUGUUGAGUUUCGCUCCAUAUUAUACACCACCGGCAGAGUAUGUUGAGCCGCCUACUAUGCAAGUGCCUCGUCAUCAACGUCCUAAUGUACCAAGACCUGCGGCGCGUGGUAGAGGACGCCAAUCAGGUAACAGACGGGGUCGAACUCCCGUGGAUCACCAGUUGGUUGAUGAGGAAGAGGUUCGUUUUGAUCAAGAUAUGCCCAGCUCAACGAUGCAUGCAGAUGAUGAUGCAUAUCACCCAAUAAUAGAUUUUAUGUCCAGCUCAUCGACGUCAGCUCCCGAGGUUCAAUCACCAGCGGUAAUCAGAAGUGAGGGGCCUUUUCAGACAUUCGCAUCGUCUGGGCCUAUUAGCCUGGCAGUUAUGGCCCAACAGUUUAGUGGUCAGACAAGCAGCUCUUAUGGGAUGACUGAGGGGCCUUUACCUGCAUUCACUGGACAGAGCUCUUCAAUUGGGAGGAGACUGAGUUUUACCGAUUGGUAUGUGGAAGGCAGGCAAAGCGGAUCUCCACCACAGUUGUCUGACGGAUGA
Messenger RNA from Lycium barbarum (goji berry), 1344 nucleotides. Its product is annotated as serine/threonine-protein phosphatase 7 long form homolog. The coding region runs from base 1 to 1344 and encodes 447 amino acids. The transcript is spliced from 5 exons. The record is from RefSeq and is a predicted model, not a curated record. NCBI's taxonomy places the organism in Eukaryota, Viridiplantae, Streptophyta, Magnoliopsida, Solanales, Solanaceae.